CAAAUGCGGUCGAGUGUUGACAGCUAAAUAACCUGUCUAAGACUGACUUUUUAAAGUAUACUCUUUGUUUUACAUGCACUCUUAUUUACUUAUGUGCUUUGUCAUUAAAAUAUUGUUUUAAAAGCCAUUGUGCCAGUUUUACACUCUAGGCAGUAGGUGGCGGUAAUUCACCUUAGUGUUGGUUUAACAAUUGCCAAUAAAAUAUCAAAGAGGAAGAAGACUCGCAAGGCAAGAACGAAGUAGAAUCACUUUAUUGAAGACGUGACGGACGUAACUGCCGAUAAAUAACAUUUCGACAUGGAGACAAUAGUAGAAAAGCUGGAGGUCAUGUUCUCCAAGUCGGAAGCUCAGUUGGACUACAUUGAGAACCGCCUCAAGCUGGAGCUCAUCAACCACACAGCAGAGAAUGGAUGUUUCUCAGAGGAGAACCCCGUCAUGAUGCUGGACAGACUGAGAGCCGUUAAAGCCAAGCACAAAGUUUUGUUCUCCCAGAUGUCAGAGAUUGCAGCUGCACAAAAUGAGUGCAUGUUCUCCAUCAGAAACAAAGUCAACGGUGUCAUGGCGCUGAUGCAACACUUUCAACAGACCGGCGUGGAGGUUCCCUGCCUGAUUGAGUCAGUGCUGAAGUUGGAAGAACUCUCCAAUAAUCGUGUUGGAGAGACCCUUGCUAAGGACUGAUCACGCCUGUGGUGCGUAAUCGCCACAGCAGCAGACUGUUUCCGUUUUUAUUCACGUCAACGUGUCCUUUUCCACAGCCUGUGUGACUUUCUUCACUUGUUGAAGAUGAAGCGCAACACCAAGCCAACAGACCAACAGCACCUGUGCAAACAGAAAAGACUGCACCUUCACACAUAAUGUAAACGUUGACAGGACUAAGCAGGGGCCACAGUUAAUAAGGCAAAGGGAUCCAUUCUUUCUCCAAUGUGGGCCGCAAACUAACACAAUAAACCUGGAGAAUGCGAGAGCCAUGUUAUAUAUUUAUAUUUGUCACUUUGGUUUAUUGAAAAUACUAUGAAAUAUGUAUCUCUAUACUAAUAAGAUACACUGUUUAGUAUAUUUAGAGGAACCCUAUCAUGCUCAUUGAGGCGUUUUUAAAAUGAUGUUGGAUCUCAGUGGGUCCCUGUUGUAAAUUUAUUUUUAAUAAAAUUGUCCAUAAAUCUCAA
Molecule: messenger RNA, 1163 nt
Organism: Nerophis lumbriciformis (worm pipefish)
Lineage: Eukaryota; Metazoa; Chordata; Actinopteri; Syngnathiformes; Syngnathidae
Gene: ska2
Product: spindle and kinetochore associated complex subunit 2
Biological process (GO): cell division; mitotic cell cycle; chromosome segregation
Cellular component (GO): spindle microtubule; outer kinetochore
Molecular function (GO): microtubule binding
Source: RefSeq, a predicted model, not a curated record